AGGAAGUAGUGGAUAAAGAUUAAAGGCAAAGUUGAAUAGUGGACAAAAAAAUAAGUAAAUUUUCUGACUUUCAAUAAAUAUCAUGAACUUGUUAUUAUACAUUUCCAAAGUCAAAUAUCGACAAGACAAAGAAGAAACAUGGAUUUUCUCUCCGAUCAACUGAAAAAGUUCUCCGACAAGAAGCCGGAAAGUUCUGAACCGGAGCCAAAUCACAACAAAAACAAACCCGGUCAUUCCGGUCCUACAACUCAUAGCGGACAUAGGCCAGCUACCAACGCUGAGCUCAUGGCUAGUGCCAAGAUUGUAGCCGAAGCUGCUCAAGCCGCUGCUCGCAGUGAGACUGACAAGCUCGACAAAGCUAAAGUCGCCGGAGCCACCGCUGAUAUUCUCGACGCCGCUUCUAGAUACGGCAAGUUUGAUGAAAAGAGUGGUGUGGGUCAGUACCUCGAAAAGGCUGAAAGUUAUCUCCACAAGUAUGAAUCUUCACACUCUCAUUCCUCCAGCGGUGGCAGCCACGGCGGUGUAGGCAGCGGAGGCAGUCACGGUGGAGGAGCUGGAGAACCGGCGGGUAAGAAAGGGGAUGAGAAAUCAGGAGGUGGUAGCCAUGGGUUUGGAGACUAUGCUAAGAUGGCUCAAGGUUUCAUGAAAUGAUUAAUGUCUUUAUUACUGAUUAAAAAUAAUUAUGUUAGUUAAUUAAUUAUCUUGCAUAAUUUCUAUUAGUAAGUUGUCGCUUUCUGAAUUAUUAACCGUUUGAUCUGUGUAUGGUGUUGGAACUUGCUGAUGUAAAAUAAACUGUGUUAUUUAUGAAUUUUCUGAUAUUGCG
Messenger RNA from Eruca vesicaria subsp. sativa (arugula), 823 nucleotides. Lineage: Eukaryota; Viridiplantae; Streptophyta; Magnoliopsida; Brassicales; Brassicaceae. The record is from the annotation of a GenBank genome assembly.